AUGUUACAAAAAACUGUGUUCUUAUUUGUUAAAAUUUCAACCAUUAUUCUUUUACCUUGGGUAUGUCUCUUUAGCAAUGAUAUGAGCACUUUAAAUAAUCAUUCGGGUGAAAAAUGUUAUCUUUGUAGAAAUUUAAAUACAAGAAGUUGUCGUUUAUUAUCAAAAUAUAAACAGAGUAAGGAUUUAUGUACUGAAAAUUUUAAAGAAGAUAUACCAAAUAAUAAUGUAAAAGAAAAAAAAAGCAUAUCUAAUAAUGUAAAAGGAGCAAAUGAAAAAUACAAACAAUCAUGUAGAAGUUCAUUAUAUAUAAAGGAAUACGGUAAAAAUAUAGAUAAAAAUAAAUGUGGUUUACCUAAAACAAAAAAAUAUAUAGAUUUUCAAAAAAAAAUAUUUAAAGAACUUGAUUAUGAAGAUUAUGUUAAAAACAUUAAGACUAUUGAAUAUAAGGAAUAUAAAAAACUAGCACGUAAAAAGCGCAGAAUACGAAUUGCUUUACUUUUGUUAUUUAUCUUGAUAUUGAUACUACCCAUAUUAGACCUUUCUUUAGAGAAAUUUACUGAUGGGGGUUUGUUGGGUUUAUUAGGUUUGUUAUACUCAAGUGGAACUGAAGAAACUGGUGCUAUUGGGGUAUAUGGGCAUUUGGUUACACUGUUAAGCGAUGGUACAUGGGGUAAUUUAACAAAAAUGUGUACAUCUAUUAUUUUCAUUUAUGGAGUACCAUACCUUAUAUUUGUUGUUAUAUUUAUAUUAGGGAUGGUUUAUUACUAUAGAAAAGUUAUAAAAUAUGAAAAUAUUAAGUUAAGGAAAAAAAUAAAUAAGAAUUAA
This is a messenger RNA of Plasmodium malariae, 825 nucleotides long. RefSeq names its product fam-l protein. The transcript is spliced from 2 exons. Bases 1 to 825 code for a protein of 274 amino acids. The record is from RefSeq and is a predicted model, not a curated record. Lineage: Eukaryota; Apicomplexa; Aconoidasida; Haemosporida; Plasmodiidae.